Molecule: messenger RNA, 978 nt
Organism: Sphaeramia orbicularis (orbiculate cardinalfish)
Lineage: Eukaryota; Metazoa; Chordata; Actinopteri; Kurtiformes; Apogonidae
Product: RING finger protein 208-like
Exons: 3
Coding region: 217-627 (136 amino acids)
Biological process (GO): protein ubiquitination
Molecular function (GO): ubiquitin protein ligase activity
Source: RefSeq, a predicted model, not a curated record
UGAAAAGCGCUUCCCUCGUGAAUACAGUGGAAGGACACGUCACGUGACAGAUCACGCUUAGUGGGAGGCGGAGGGAGGGUUUAAAACACUGCACCAACAGGUAGUCUCAGAUCAGUCCACUGCAGAGGAGACAACACUGACUUUACACUGACACAGAAUCCAACCCAACUCCUACACUCAUACUUCCAGAUCCUAAUCCCUGCGUGUACAGUCACCAUGUACAUAACCGAGGAGCUGGAGUGCGUGGUGUGUUGUUAUGAAUACUCCCGCAGUGACCGGAUCCCACGCGUCCUGCACUGCAACCACACCUUCUGCGCCGUCUGCCUGGAGACUCUGUCCAGUCUGCAGGGGGUCGUACGCACCGUGUCCUGUCCCCUCUGCCGCUGGAUUACAUGCACCCGGGCCAGCAUGACUCUACCCGGGUCCCUGUGGGUCAACACGGACAUCUGGGACCAGAUCAAAGAGGAGCAGCAGAAGAAGAAGACGGAUGAGGAGGAUUUGGAGGACACCAAAACACACCUGAUCAAGUCAACUCUACCUAAUUCCAAGAAGUCUUCAUUCUUGUCCAAACUCUACAAAAUCUUCAGUUGUGUAAUUCUGCAAAGAGAAGACAUGGACAGCCGGUGAUGACACAUGGACACUGUGUUUCCCCAUCCACGAGCCUGAGGGGACAACUAAACAAAACAAAAAGGACUGGACUGCUGUUCCAUGAAACAGCAGAUCAGUGUGUCUGUGCUUCACCACAUGAUCCUGAGGAUGUGUGUGUGUGUGUGUGUGUGUGUGUGUGUGUGUGUGUGUGUGCUGCACCCAGACAUGAAAAAGACUAUACUGUGAACUGUGUGUGUUACUGCUGUUCAGGUAAUGACAAAGAAACAAACUGCACAACAUCAAGUCUCAGUUAACCCUUUCAUGCAUGAAUUAUGAGAACCUUAGUUGAGCGUUUUUUUCAUGAGUGUUUUUAUUCCUCUUCAGGCAUGA